AAGCCCCACCCUUCUCGUUACCGUUUCUUGAAAGAGUUGAUGGACAGGCUUGGCCUUCUGUGGUUCACUGUUGCCUCGCUGAUAGUCUCCUGGGACUCUGCAUUUGUGCUGCUGAGACCCAAAACUUUACCGGGCGGAGACUGGCACCAUUUCUUCAAGCCAUAUGCACUUUACAUUCAAAUCGACACGAGGUAUGGAGAUAUGACUGAUACUUUUGGAUAUGCUCAAUCUUGGGCUAAUGUUGUGGAGAUUGUCCUAAACUUUUCAACUGUAGCUCUGCUUCUACAGAAAAGCAGGGGAGCCUGGCUGUGUGGAUUUGCUGUGAGCACCAUGACAUUCUGGAAGACAGUCAUCUACAUGAUGCAGUAUUUCGACUUCUGUGCCGGCGGUCACUUGGUCCAACAUCACACUUGGCAGCAAUACCUGGGUCUCUUUAUGAUUCCCAAUGGAAUAUGGGUGGUGGUACCCUUUUACUUCAUGCUGGCUUAUGGAAGAAAGCUUAAAUCUGGGCUAGAUGCCAUAGAUAUAACUGAAAAUAAAAACAAAUCAGAUUGAUGAAUAUGGAUGUGUUAUAAACAAAAUGUGCUGAAAAUGGUUGUAUUAUAUUGGAGUGACAUAAAAUUAUUAUACAAAGUUUCCUCCAUCUUCUCCUACAUGAGGGGGACUGGUACUCAUUUUCUGAAACUUGUCCAUGAGGCUUUCCCCAGAGCCAACAGCCGGAACUGCUCGGUUGCGUCUUCUCUUGUCACGUGUUUUUUUGGGCUGCUCUGUUGCUCUCUGCGGUGGUGCUCUGUUAGAUUUUGCAUGGUGUGAAGAUAUGAUCUCCCCAGUCACAGGAUCUUUACUGGUCUGUUCAACUUGCUUUUCAAUUACAGUAGUUUGAGAAGCUGAGGGCCCUGUUGACUGGAUACCAUUAGGAGUUUGGUGGAAUCGGGGUGGUUUGUUAGGUUUGUUAGAAUGAGAAGAGUGCUGUGGCUUAGGUUUUAGAGGUGGGCGUGAGGCUAUUGAGACAGGACGCUGUAACAGCUCAAAGUUAUCGUCUCCUUCCCUAAGAAUGUCAUACAGGGAUCCUAUUGAUCCCAGAGGCUCGAAAUGCCCUCCUCUUUGAAGGGCAUCAUCUGAUCCAUCUGCAGUGACUUCAACUCCUCAUUUGCAGCUUCAAUUCGUUUUAGAACAUACUUCCCCACAUCUGAAUCAUCAAAGACAGAGCCUACCUCUGAUACCUCUGUACCCAUUGUUCCAAUAGAUUGGUGUCCUGAGAAAGAGCGGGCAUGCGUAGGGUCCAGCGGGGGAGGCUUCUUUUCUGGAGAGCUCUCGUUGCUGAGCUGUGUUUGUGGCUUGGGAACUGAUGGAGUUUCAACUGGUUUUGCAAUUGUUGAGGUUUGUUCUGGAGGGCGAAACUGCUGCUCAUCUUGCUGGUGAAAAUCAAGUCUUCUGAUGUGAUGAUUACCCUGAGGUGUGUGCUGCUGGUUUUCACCCAGAUCCAAGGUUUCUCCCAAGCGGCGUCUCUGACGCUGAGGCUGUUCUGGACUUUGUUCAGGUGUUGUGAAUACAUGCUCGGAUAAAUGUGGUGUUGACGGUGCAAAUAUACUUCCUUCUGUUUGUCCCUGGUUUACGUCCUGGAGCGCAAAGCUGUCUGAUGCGGAAACUUGCGACGACUGUGUCAGCAUCAGCCUGUGUCUGCUGGAUGUCGUUUCUGGUGUCCUGAGCCUCGGCUGCCAGUUGAAUGUUGGACUUCUUCGUGAGGACGCUUGUCUGCGCCGUGGGCUGUAUUUUUUCCUCCGCCGAUAAGCAUAUCGUCCCCCAAUGCAGAUAAUGAGGAGGGCAGGAACUAUAAUGAAGAGGAGAAGGAACCCAGCCCCUCCUGCUGCAAUGGUUACUACGGUUGGAAAAGCGCCUUCUUGUGAAGGUUCGAAAGUGCAUCCACUCUCAACACCAGAUGAUGUUUUAGCGAUGUAAUCUUUUGUGGACCCACUUACGGGCAAGUCUUUGUGGUUCAGCUUAGCUCCAGUGAUGCACCCAGUAAAACCAUUACUUGCCUUUCCGUCUGUGUCAACACUAGAUCCCAUAUAUAUUCUGCCAUUCGGGAUGUCUAAAGUGGUGUUACCUCCAGGUGACGUGGCCCGAGCUACAUAUGUAUCGUCAAUGACAAGUGUCGCAGUAGUCUCCUUUCUUUCAAUAGACACAGUGUGACUCCUACCGUCAUUGACUUGCAUUGUUGUCUGUGUAGCAGUUGCAACACCUGACCCCAGAUUGAAGCGAAACUGGAGAUGACCAUCAACAAUCUAAAAGAGAUAGAUACAAAGAUAUAUCUCAUUGCCGUAGCAAACGAAGAAGCAAUCACGCCCUGUGUAUAUAUGUACCUCUAGUAUGGCAAAGUUUCCCUCAUUCUCUAGACCCAUUUGAAGUAUGGUUCCAGUCGCACUGCUGGUAAUGAGAGCCAGUAUGACAUAGUUUCUUCCUGUUGUGUAGACUUCUGUCUGUCUGACAGCUCUUCUCCGCGAAGAAGAAGAAGACUGUAUUACUUCGUACUGAAUGAAACUGUCUCCCGAGAAUGUUGCAGACUCAGAAUCUAUUGAGACCAAACGCAGUUCAUUGAUGGUGGAUAGCAAAGUCUUAUAUAACUUACUCUCAUUGCAAGUUGCUCCUGCGUGUUCAACAGGACACACACAGGAAGGGGAUACGUUGACGGCAUCAAGUGGAUCACUGAAGUCCUGGACUCGACCGUUUA
Geodia barretti is the source of this 2731-nucleotide messenger RNA. The record is from the annotation of a GenBank genome assembly. NCBI's taxonomy places the organism in Eukaryota, Metazoa, Porifera, Demospongiae, Tetractinellida, Geodiidae.